Messenger RNA from Lolium rigidum, 243 nucleotides. RefSeq lists its product as uncharacterized. The record is from RefSeq and is a predicted model, not a curated record. NCBI's taxonomy places the organism in Eukaryota, Viridiplantae, Streptophyta, Magnoliopsida, Poales, Poaceae. The transcript has a single exon. Bases 1 to 243 code for a protein of 80 amino acids.
AUGGCCAAAGCUAGUCUGCGCUCGACGACUAUGCUGGGCGUGUCGCUCGUGGCUCUCCUCCUCCUGAUCGCCGUCCAAGAGGCCGCCCCCGGAGUAAUCAACUACGAUGCCAUGCGCGCCGACCACAUCCCCGGCAAGUCGGAGCUUGUCCACCCCGGUGCCACCGCCAACAAGUACACGCCAGGGUGUGGUUCGCUCGCCGGUUGCAGGGAUGGGAACGCCAAGCCAUCUGAGCCUAUGUAG